Molecule: messenger RNA, 1612 nt
Organism: Gamsiella multidivaricata
Lineage: Eukaryota; Fungi; Mortierellomycota; Mortierellomycetes; Mortierellales; Mortierellaceae
Product: P-loop containing nucleoside triphosphate hydrolase protein
Exons: 1
Coding region: 244-1434 (396 amino acids)
Molecular function (GO): ATP binding; ATP hydrolysis activity
Source: RefSeq, a predicted model, not a curated record
AUCUACUUAUUGCAGGAGGAGGCCGCUCCUUCUGAACACAACGCUAUUGAGGCUGUUGUGAUUGAAGCCAAGCUGGAAGUUGAGCGUCUAGAGAAGCAGGUCGAGGACAUGUUGGCAGAAGAGAAUGGAGCCGAGAACCCGCUCUUAGACGAUGUUUAUGACCGUAUUGAGCAACUAGAUCCCCAAACUUUUGAGACUCGCGCUGCUACCCUUCUUCACGGUCUGGGUUUUUCCAAGAAAGAUAUGCUCAAGGCUACCAAGGACAUGUCCGGAGGAUGGCGUAUGCGUGUUGCCCUGGCCAAGGCCCUGUUCGUUAAGCCCACCCUUCUUUUGUUGGAUGAGCCCACUAACCACUUGGAUCUCGAGGCCUGCGUGUGGCUGGAGGACUACCUUUCCAAGUACGAUCGUAUUCUCAUCCUCAUUUCGCACUCUCAGGAUUUCCUGAACGGAGUCUGCACCAACAUCAUGAACCUGAACCACAAGCGAAAGCUCGUGUACUAUGGUGGUAACUACGACACGUACGUCAAGACCCGCGCUGAAUUGGAAGUCAACCAGAUGAAGGCCUAUGUCAAGCAACAAGAAGAAAUUGCCCAUAUCAAAAAGUUCAUUGCCUCGGCCGGUACCUACUCGAACUUGGUCAGACAGGCAAAGUCCAAGCAAAAGAUCAUUGACAAAAUGGAGGCCGCCGGUUUAGUUGAGAAGGUAGAUCCACCCAUGCUCUUCAAGUUCAAGUUCUCGGACACGGACAAGUUGCCCCCUCCAGUGUUGGCCUUUGACGAGGUCGGCUUCGCAUACUCUGGAGAUAUAAAGGAUGCUCUGUACAGAGGCGUUAACCUCGGAAUCGACAUGGACUCGCGUGUUGCAUUGGUCGGGCCCAACGGUGCUGGAAAAUCGACCUUGCUCAAGCUGAUGACGGGCGAGCUGAGCGCGACAGAGGGACGUAUUCAACGUCACAUGCAGCUCAAGCUUGGCAAAUACAAUCAGCACUCUGCGGACCAACUCGACAUGGAUCUCUCGCCUAUUGACUACAUGCGCAGGCGUUUCCCGGAUAUGCAGCAAGAUACCGAUUUCUGGCGUCAACAGAUUGGUCGUUAUGGACUUACAGGAUCUCAUCAGACUUCGCCCAUCGGUCACUUGUCGCACGGUCUACAGACCCGCUUGGUCUUUGCCGAGUUGGCCUUGUCUCGUCCCCACAUGCUCUUGUUGGACGAGCCUACCAAUCACUUGGAUAUGGAGUCGAUUGAUUCGCUGGCAGAGGCUAUUAAGAACUUUUCUGGAGGAGUCGUUUUGGUUUCUCACGACUUCCGACUGUUGAAGGAGGUCGCCGACACGAUUAUUGUGGUCGAUAAGGGUGUCUCAGUCUUCGAUGGCACCAUCCUUGAGUACAAGAAGAUCUUGCAGAAGAAGUCGCGCGAGGCCAGUGGACUCAACUAGUUGAAUAACAUCGACAGUAACAACAACUGAAAAACUAACAGAAAGACACAAAAACACCAUAAAAUCAACGGACAGCCUUGUUUCCCAGGUUUCAAUACAUAUACACACUUGCAUCCUCAUAGACGUCGCGAGAACGCUUGCGUUUUAACAGAUCGAAUAAACUGUCAUGUAACAUUCA